AUGAAUGAAAGCAGUGAAAAGCUCAACAGUUCUCUCAUUCUUCCUUUCAGUAAGGACUAUGAGUUCUGUUCAAAUGGUGUGUAUUUCUAUUGUGGAAAGAUGGGUUCAGGUAAGACAUUUAACCUCAUUCGUCAUAUACUCAUAACAGAGCGUUUAGGAAACGACUCUUACUAUGACCAAAUCAUUAUAUCAGCAACUUCAGACUCUAUGGAUUCAACAGCGAAAACAUUUAUGUCAAAAGUUCAAGCCUCUGUCGUUAAAGUUCCAGAUAGCGAACUCAUUGAAUUUCUUCAACGUUACAUUCGACGUAAGAGAAAAUAUUAUGCUAUUGUAGAGUUCAUACAGUCAGGAAUGCAAAAGACUUCAGAAGAGAUGGAAAGAAUUAUUGACAAACACCACUUACGUCAAUACUCAGGAGUUUACGAUAUGAAACGACUGACAAACUACAUUCUGUCAAAACUUUCAAAAUACCCCUUCAAAAAGUAUCCUUCAAACACUCUGCUCGUUUGUGACGACUUCGCCGGAAAAGGUUUAGUGUCAAAAGCAGACUCACCAUUAGCUAACAUCAUAACUAAAGUCAGACAUUACCACUUAACUGUAGCAA
Molecule: messenger RNA, 604 nt
Organism: Trichomonas vaginalis G3
Lineage: Eukaryota; Parabasalia; Trichomonadida; Trichomonadidae
Exons: 1
Source: RefSeq, a predicted model, not a curated record